This is a messenger RNA of Hyla sarda, 7328 nucleotides long. RefSeq names its product toll like receptor 2 (gene TLR2). Gene Ontology annotation, cellular component: membrane. The transcript is spliced from 3 exons. Bases 376 to 2745 code for a protein of 789 amino acids. Gene Ontology annotation, biological process: toll-like receptor signaling pathway; immune response; inflammatory response. Lineage: Eukaryota; Metazoa; Chordata; Amphibia; Anura; Hylidae. The record is from RefSeq and is a predicted model, not a curated record. Gene Ontology annotation, molecular function: transmembrane signaling receptor activity; triacyl lipopeptide binding; protein binding.
UUAAGGCUAGAUGUUGAUGAAGAAUGUGGCUGGAUACUGCCUUAAUCAGGCAAUCUUUCAAGUAAGUGAUUAAGAAGACGUCUUGGGUUCUGAGAUGGGCUGCCAAGGUUACCAGAACUUUUGUAAAAACAUGAGGUGCAGAGGAUAGUCCGAACAGCAGACCGUCGAACUGGAAGUGUUGUUGUUUCAUUUCUGAUCGGUUGGCUAGAAACCUGAAAUGGGAUAGCAGAACCGUAACAUGAAGGUGAAGGACCCUGCAGUAAAUAUAACUGGAUAUACUGAAAUAAUCCUGACCAUUUACUAACUAGACUUGUAUCUCCAUGGGAUUGGAGACUUGUACUGCAUGUGUACUUUACAAGUAUUUCCAAAUCCAAAAUGGUGCAUUACCUACUGAAUUUCUGCUUGAUCUUCUCGUUGGUGAAGACAACAUUUUCAAGAGAUGAAGCCGACUGUCACUGUGACUAUAUGGACUUCUGUGACUGCUCUUCAAUACAUUUACAUUCUAUUCCUUCCAUGCUGCCAAGAUAUAUAAAGGGUUUGGACUUAUCUAACAAUCUAAUUCAGACUAUAUCAGAUGAUGAGCUGAAGCCAUAUGAAAACCUCAGAGUACUUCGGCUAUAUCACAACGAAAUUCAUACUAUCAGCAAUAAUGCUUUUCAAACGCUAAGGAACCUUGAGGAAUUGGAUCUCUCAAAUAAUAACUUAUCCAACUUGACACCCACUUGGUUUGCCGGUUUGCCCAAGCUGACACAUCUGAACUUGCUGGGUAAUCACUACACAUCACUUGGUAAAACGCCUAUGUUCUCCUCUUUGCAUUCACUGCGGAAUUUAAGAAUUGGUAAUUCAGACUUUGUGGCCCUUGAUGAAAAAGACUUUGAUGGUGUGCUGAGCUUGGACGAACUCUACUUAAAUAUGUCACACCUCAUAAGUUAUACAAAAGGCGCUAUACAAUCUAUACAGCAUACAGGGCAUGUUACUGUUGCUGUAAAUUUAACUUUACUGCCAGAAAUAAUAAGUGAUCUUACACAUUCGGCUACCUGGUUAGAAAUUAGGGACACAUCGUUCUACAAAAAAGAGGAUUCAGAAGCCUUGGUGCUGCUUAAUGAUACAACAGUGAAAACGUUAAUGUAUAAAGACUGUUUAUUGACUGAUCUUAGUACAGCAAGGCUAGUCGAAAUUGUACAUACCUACAAAAAUGUUACCACUCUUGCCUUAGAGGACAGCGAGCUUUUGGGAACAGGAAAAGGUCUUCCUCAUCUGAAAGAUGAGAACUCCUCAAUAUCAACAAUUAUUAUUAAGAACCUGUACAUUCCUAAUUUUUAUCUCUUUACAGACUUCCAUUUUAUCUAUCAGAUGGUGCGUUCAAUUAAAAGUGUCACUUGCAUAAACAGCAAAGUUUUUUUAAUGCCAUGUAAUUUUUCCCGAUCCUUUAAGAAGAUGGAAUACCUUGAUCUGAGUGAGAACGUGCUCACUGACUUGUUUUUGGGAAGCUCGGCCUGUUAUUUUGAAGGCUAUGGAGCUUGGCCUUCCCUGCAAACCUUAAAUAUCAGCAAAAAUCUCUUAACUUCAUUAACCAAGGUUUCGAAUGCACUUGCAACGAUUACAACAUUGACAUAUAUUGAUGUAAGUCAUAAUAUGUUCGAUGACACCACUGGGUCAUCCUGCAGAUGGCCCAAGAAUCUGGCAUACUUAAAUAUUUCAAAUUGUAAGUUAAAACUAAUUGACAAUUGCCUUCCAGUCACCUUGGAGGUUUUGGAUGUAAGUGGAAAUCAUCUGGAAGAAUUUGCUUCUUAUUUACCAAGUUUGAAGGAACUCUAUAUGUCAGAUAAUCGAUUGGCCAUGUUACCCGUAAGAGCUUAUCUGCCAAGCCUAACAUUACUGGUAAUGAGGAAAAACAGACUCAAUGACUUUUUCACAUCAGAUUUAAGACACUUCCCAAAUAUGACUUCAUUGGAUGGAAGUGACAACAAUUAUUUCUGCUCCUGUCAGUUUGUGGAUUUUGCUAAGCACCAUAGCAAAAUUCUCCUAGGUUGGCCGGAAAAUUAUAUUUGUGAUUCUCCUUCUUCAGUACGAGGAAAUCAGAUUAAACAUGCACAUCUUCCUAUAUUAAUGUGCCAUAAAACAUUAGUUGUUACAUUGUCCUGCAUUGUUUCAUUAUUAGUUAUAGCCAUUGUUGUGUGGCUUUGCCACUGCCUUCAUUGUAUAUGGUAUGCAAACAUGACCUGGGCCUGGUUAAAAGCCAAAAGGAAGCCUUUAAAAGUAACAGAAAGAGAGAUUUCUUUUGAUGCAUUCAUAUCUUACAGUGAACGAGACUCUGAAUGGGUUGAGAAUAUGAUGGUACCACAGCUAGAAAAUGGAAAUCCCCCACUCAGAGUAUGUUUUCAUAAGCGAGAUUUUGUGCCUGGCAAAUGGAUAAUCGAUAAUAUCAUUGAUGCCAUGGACAGAAGCUACAAAACCCUGUUUAUCUUGUCAGAGCAUUUUGUUCAAAGUGAGUGGUGCAAAUAUGAGCUAGAGUUCUCUCACUUUCGUCUUUUUGAUGAAAACAAUGAUACUGCCAUUUUGGUUCUACUGGAACCCAUUGAGAAGUCAACCAUUCCAAAAAGAUUCUGUAAACUGAGGAAACUCAUGAACACAAAAACCUACAUUGAGUGGCCAACAGAAGAAGAACAACAACAUGUAUUCUGGGAUAAUCUAAAAGCAGCAGUGCAGCCAGAGGAGCAACCUGAGGAAUAUCCAGAGACAUGACCAACUCCUUAAAGGGGUACUCCGCUGCUCAGCAUUUGGAACAAACUCUUCCGAAUGCUGGAGCUGACGAUGGGAGCUCGUGAUGUCAUAGCUGUUGCCCCCUCAUGAUAUCACACCCCACCCCCUCAAUGCAAGUCUAUGGGAGGGGGCGCGACGGCUAUGACGUCAUGAGCUCCCGAUGUCGGCUCCAGCGUAGAAAAAUGACAAGUUAUCUGUACUCACCAUGUAAAGGAGAAGAGAAAUAUAUAUUUUGUUUAAAGUUAGUUUUGAUAGGAAAUGUCUUGUACAUGAAACACUUCCAAGAACACGAUUAAAAACACGAUUGUGUCAUACUGGGUGUCUAUCUAGUUCAGCCGGAGAAGGGAAAAGAUGUGGCAGAAUGCUAAAGGGGUGGAUAAAAGGGAAGAAAAAUAAAAUUUCUUUCUGACCCAGCUGGUGAUAAGAAUUCACAUUUACUAUUAGCGAAUAAAAGUAUUGACUUUACUUGUGUGUAUUAUAGACAAAAUGUGUAAUAUGUGAACAUUUAUAAAUUCUGUGAUGAUUUCACUGUGUAACAACAAAAAUGAAUGUAAUAUAAUUUGCUGAUGUACUAACACUAUAGGCAAAGCUGUAUGUGCCACUACCACCCAAUGGCAAGGUUUUUUUUUGUUUAAUAACUUUAAUGCAACUGCUGUUUCAGCUGCACUAGAACUUUAGGGGGGGAAAUUGUCCCCCUUGAUCUAGCAGAUAAUGACCCAUGCAGGAUUGCCCGUUACUAAGAAGUAUCUAUGCCAUGGAACAAGACAGACAGUAAUGUGUAUCAUAUACUGUACUGGGUGGGGAUUCCACAGCUUGUACCGGAGCAGCUCAUGUACCUGAGAGGACAGUACACUAGGUCCCAUACUGUACACUAAGUCCUGGGAAGCCUCUACAGACCACUAUAUUGGGCCAGGAGGAAAAGAUGGAUUGGGAAUUCCCUUAAUCAAAGAUGCAAAGUAGAACUGUAGCAUUGUCUAUAGGUGACAGCAGUGGGUGCUGAUGGACACCUAUACAUUAUAUGACACCUGGUCACAACCUACGUAAUACUAAGCAGGGUGACCUAGGUGAUGAGGUAUAACAGAGCAUCAGAAAAAAAGGUAUUUGGUUCAGCACACAUAUUCCAUAAAAUAUUCAAUCUUUGUUUCUUUAAUGGAGUGACAUAGGGUGAUAGGACACAUAGAGGAUGACAAGAAGUGUAGGGUAAAACAGGCGAGCAAUAGGGUCAUUGGGAUGACAGGGUGAUGGAGGGUGGCAUUGGCUGAGAGGGUAUAAUAUAUAGUGACCUAUCAUGGGGAGGGUGGCAGAGGAAAGUGAUGGAGCAGAACCAGCUGCCAAAACCAUUGGACCUGGGUACUGCACUGCAAAUACGCAGCAAUUCUGCUAUGUUUGGACAGAGCAUUGAGUGAAUCCACACAGGUCAACAUUUUGUAGACUUUACUUGUAGACGUGCAGAUACAGCAUUGUCAUUCUGUUAUGGAUUUGAUUUAGAUUUCCCCACCUUCAAGACAUGGAUGAGAAAUCUAUGGAGAAUCUGCACCUCAAUCCACUUCUGACAAGAUCCACAUGGGUAGCUCCUAAUUGUUGAGUCAAUGAAAACUGCAUGAAAAUCCUAAUAAAGAUCUCAGCAGAGAAAGCCACUAGGAUUCAUCCUACAUGUUGGGAACAUGGGAUUGUCAGAGCAUUAUAUGUUAAUCAGAUUAAAACUAUCAUUUGUCAUAUAUAGUGUAUGCAGUGAUCCCUCAACUUACAAUGGCCUCAACAUACAAUAUUUUCAUCAUAUAAUGGUCUUUUCUUGACAUUGUAACUUGAAACCAGACUCAACAUACAAUGCUACAGACAGUCCAGAUCUGUGAAACGUGUCAAUGGCUGAAAGAACUGACCAAUCAGAAUGGACAUUGACUGAUAAAACACCUGUAUUACUGAAGUGCAUGCACUGACUGGCUGUCUGGUAGCGCCCCCUACAGUACAGGGAGGUAUUACAUUUUCUGUAUUACUCUUUACCUGUGUCAGGGUUAGCUGCUCCUUUGGACACCAGGCGAGGAUGGCUUCAUUUUACUUUUUUAGGACUUUGCGUGUACUGUACAGGACCCUGAAGAAGUUCCUGUCCUCUACAUACACAGUGAUUUACAGCUCCCAGCAGCUUUUGCUUAUGUUUAUAUGUAAGGACUUACUUUAUCUGUAUUAGCUAUCUACUUAUUUUUCUUUAAUAGUGUUGAGCGGCAUAGGCCAUAUUCGAAUUCGCGAAUAUUCGCGAAUAUAUGGACGAAUAUUCGUCAUAUAUUCGCGAAUAUUCGCAUAUUCGAAAAAUUGGCAUUUUAUUUUCGCAUAUGUAAAAAUUCGCGUAUGCGAAAAGUUAUAUAUGCGAAAAUUAGCACAUGCGAAAAUUAGCAUAUGCAAAUUUUCGUAUAUGCGAAAAUUCGCACACCAGUCUCACACAGUAGUAUUAGAGCCUUCUUUACACCACACAAGCUGGAAGCAGAGAGGGAUGAUCACUGUGAUGUGUACUGUGAAAAAAAAAAAAAAACGAAUAUUCGUAAUUACGAAUAUAUAGUGCUAUAUUCGCGAAUAUUCGCGAAUAUGCGAUAUUCGCGAAUAAAAUUCGCAUUGCGAAUAUUUAUGAGCAACACUAUUCUUUAAUCCUCACUUUUUCCUAUUUUUGGAUGACAUUUUGGUGGCUUCAGAACCAAUUACCAGAUUUCCAUAGAGUUAUCAACAUACAUGUCUCAACAUACAAUGGUUUCAACAUACAAUGGUCAUCCUCAAACCAAUUAAUAUUUUAACUUGAGGGACCACUGAAUAUAUAUUUAUAUUGUGUGUGACACACCCCUCCCUAAGCAGUGGAUUUCAGAAUGAGUGAGCAUCAGAACAGAGGGAUUAGUGAGCCAAAUAGCUAGACAUAAAAAAGAUACAGUAUGUAAAGCAUCUGCAUGACAUAGUGAGUAACAUAUAUAAGCAUUAUUUUUUUUCUGUGAUAUGACAUGUACACUUUAAAGCACAUGGAGACAUGAUUAGAAGACUUUGGCUUUGCUAGAAUCUCUGAUAAUGUUUAAUAUCUCUUUGUUAAGUCAGACAUUGAUUUACAGGGUAGGUGUAGUAGGCAGAGAAUUGAGUAAGUGUGGACUACUGGGUUAAGGAUACUCAGCUGGCUGGUGGUAAGUUCAUGACGCCAGAAGUGUGGUAUUCACAGGUAUGUGUGGUGAGGAUGGUGGUGGUAGUCCUGCAGACACAGUUCACUUACCACAACUCCAACUGAAGCAGUCAGCGGUAUCCAAGUUUCCAAUUAAAUGGCAGGGUCAUAAUACAGAGGUGACAGUUCAGUUAAUGGAGACAAGGUUACCGUAAUCUGGUUACACAGGUGCAGAUCAAACUUAGUGGAAAGCCACAGUUGCAGUUUACUGGAAUUUGUGGAACUUGUAGUACUAGUGCAUACAAUCUAGACAGACUUUACACUGAAUGGUGACACCUACGAUUUAUUGGGUGUAAGCCUUGAUGCCGCUUCUUGAGAGCAUUAGAUAGAGGGGCCCAAGGCACAAGUCUGUCAUAAAGAUGGAUACCCACACCCUGAUCCAAUUUGUUAAAGGGCCCAUCAGAUGUAUGCUAUUGUCCCUAAAGAGCCUCUUGAUGACUUGACUUUACCUUGGCGGCGGGAUUCGUGUGAAAGAAGUCCAGCUACUCUGGAACAAGUGGACAACAAUUGACGCCUACUUUCAUUGGGUAUUCGAACAGGAGACUGCAGCUGGCGGUGUUUCUUUACCUUUGGCUAAAGCCAGACUGAACUAACUAAACUGGACCCCUCCCUGUCCAAGGAGACUAGGGUAGAGGCAGGGCUGAGGAUUGAGGACUGCUACCAUGGCUAUUCACUAGUUCUUAAAGUGGAAAACAAUUAACUCUUACACAGCAGUUAAAGGAACAGGAGCAGAAAAUGCUGAAAAACACAAUAAUUUAGACAUUUUUUUUAUCUCAGAAGAAACUAAAACUCAGAUUAGGAUGUAAGACAGGCACCUCGGGGGUAACAACCACCCAAAAAGAGCUCGGGUAGUAAAGGUGUUCCUGGUCUGGGACACCACAUAGGUACUCAUGGUUGGCACUAGAGAGACUUUAGAUUUCCCGUAGCAGAAAUUUUGUGCUGAUUAAUUUCAUUCAUUUCUUUGUAGAAGAUAGUACUCCGUUUUCAUGGUAUGGUUCAAAUCCCCCAAUGCCCUUCACACAGCUAUAAUGUUAAAAAAUAAAAUGAGCUGAUAGGCACAACUAGGGGAUCCAGGUUGGGGAGUGACUCUACAGAAAAAUGGAAUACUUGACGUCUGGUUUUUCUAAGGAUUACAGUUGGUCACUGGUGGCUCCACACCCUGUGAUCGGUUUAUAGAGUAACUUUUCUAACAAUGUAUCUCCAGCAUCAGAAGGUAAUUUUGACUGGAUUUCCCCUUUUUAUAAUGUUUUAUAAUGCUACAGGCACAUUCAGUGUUUAGCAACCAUGCAAACAAGAGUUCCUAUGUUUAUAUAUGGUAUGACGCAACCUGUUCUAAUCCGGAUAAAUAUAAUUUGCACUUAUGUGUGUUAUCUUGUUA